AGCACCUCGGGUAAAUAGACCUGGAAAGUGUUAUUUUUUUAGUCAGGUGCCAUUUCGCAGUGGUUAUAAAAUUUAAUCGCAAGUACCUUGCGUCUAAAACAGAAAAAUGAAUUUUCUUGUAACAACACUCAAGAUAUGUGUCUUUUUGAUUUUUCUGAGCGCGUUUGUAUCAAGUAGCCCUUUGCCUGAUCCUCGUGGAGGAGGAGGUCAUGGGGGAGGAGGACAUGGGGGAGGAGGACAUGGAGGCGGAGGACAUGGAGGCUUUGGGCAUGGAGGAGUUGGUCAUGGAGGCUUUGGACAUGGGGGCUUUGGACAUGGAGGUUUUGGACAUGGAGGGUUCGGGCGUGGUGGCUUUGGACGCGGAUUUAUAGGGGGAGGUGGAUUUGCAUUUCCGCCCUAUUUUCAUCGUCGAAGAAACUAUCGUCGCUUUAGGCCCUAUUGGGCACUUGGUUUUGGUUCUUAAAUGUAUAAUUAUAAUUCUUCUUUAGAUAAUAUUUUUAUGUAAUUACGUAACACGAUGAUAUAAUAAAUUUUCAUAUGAGACUUUGUUAAAA
Molecule: messenger RNA, 554 nt
Organism: Zophobas morio
Lineage: Eukaryota; Metazoa; Arthropoda; Insecta; Coleoptera; Tenebrionidae
Exons: 2
Coding region: 107-463 (118 amino acids)
Source: RefSeq, a predicted model, not a curated record